AUGAGAGUCAAAUCUGGGAAGUCAUUAACCACAGAGAAGGUUUUAUCAGGUGGGCAGGUAAUUCCGCCAGAUUGGCUCUCAGGCAGUGAGGUUAAAAAAGCUUUUCUCUGGCAGGUGGUGAGCUACAGCUACCUAGCUGCACCUCAAGGCCAAAGCCACUCCAAAGAUGUGGUCUAUGGGUCUGGUGCAGCAGCCAAACCUCCUUCCUCUGGCCACAGCUUCUCUGCCAGAUCUCCAACUCUUGGCCAGACACUUUCACUGGAAACUCAGAAAUCUGGUCAUACAGCAGCUCCUGGCCAUGCCUCAGACCAUACUCACCUCAGCACUACACCACCUGUUAUUACUGCCUUCGAGUCCUCAAAAUUAUCUCACAUUUCCCCUUCCUCAUUAGUCCAUUCCUCAUCAUUCUCUGCACCAUCACCUUUUUUCUCCUCAUCCUUCUCACCUUCUGCUCACUCAUCAUCUCCCCACAACCAUCACUCCCUCCUGCCUCUCCAUUUACUCAUCCUGAAGCCAUAUUUGCCAUGCACCAAACUUCUGCCACAGUUCACCCUGCUGAUCCCAGCCAAUUUAUCAUCAAGGACUCCACUUUCCUGGAGGCUCUGGAAUGUAACUCCCACAGAUGGCAGGGAAACACUGCAUAUCUUCUCUCCCACAACAGCGAUGCACUUAAUGAAUUGGGCCAAGAUAAUUAGUGAAAGCUUUCUGUGUUAAAGAGAUGCAGCUAGUGAGCCAAUAUAUAUACUGAUCGUUCAAUUAAUCCUUUAUGUCAUAAAACUUCUCUGAAAAAAUCUAGUGAAUAAUUCUUCCUCUAUCACUGCACUGUUCUUGAUCUAAAUUACAUAUUAAAACUACACAUGCUAGUGUAAUGAUCAGUAUGCUUGGCUCACAAACCACAUAUAUAUAUAUGCUUGGCUUUGUCUCCAAACUCUCCCCCAUAGAGAGAUUGUAUUAACCUGCAGAAAUAAAGCUAUCAUUCA
This is a messenger RNA of Scylla paramamosain (green mud crab), 980 nucleotides long. RefSeq lists its product as uncharacterized. Lineage: Eukaryota; Metazoa; Arthropoda; Malacostraca; Decapoda; Portunidae. The coding region runs from base 1 to 714 and encodes 237 amino acids. The transcript has 4 exons. The record is from RefSeq and is a predicted model, not a curated record.